Bipolaris maydis ATCC 48331 is the source of this 1190-nucleotide messenger RNA. RefSeq lists its product as uncharacterized. Lineage: Eukaryota; Fungi; Ascomycota; Dothideomycetes; Pleosporales; Pleosporaceae. The record is from RefSeq and is a predicted model, not a curated record.
AGAAUCCCACGGUUGCAAAGCCGCCUAUACGACAACAGACGGACUUGCAGUCGCCGCAGUCAAUUGCUAUACGAUGCACCCAAUGGUAUAACAGUGUGAAAUCUCGCCCAUCCCUUGCAAUGCCUGCCUUUCCCCGGGGCUUCGAUGCCUUCCUCCGCACCAACACGUUCCGCCUCCCCUCAUCUCUCCGCGCCGCCCUCUUCGGCACGCCAGAGUCCUUCUUCCAACCCACAUCGGCUCAGCGCAGCACCCGCUUCUUCGCCUCGUCCGCCUUCCGCCGCUACCAGUAUACCUACAAAAGCAAUCUCAAGUCGAGUUUUGUCAGCAAUGACCCCGUCCUGCGACAAGUGGCCCAGACCCGCCAGCCCGUCUUGAUAUACCAGGCCCCGCGCAACAAGUGGUAUUAUGCCAAAGUGUACGGCACGGGCGCCCUGUGGAUUGGCGUCGGCGCUUUUUCCAUGAAAUUCAACAAUGACAUCAAAGAUAGAGAGGUACCGUUCUUCGUGCGGCCUACCUAUGUCGUUGUCGGGGCGGCGUUUAUCGCCAUCGGGUGUUAUAUCUGCACCGCGCCUACAAAUCGCAUGAGGAUACUGGAAGUCAUACCUAGUUUGCAAGGCGGACCCAUACAAUUACGCAUGACGGUCAGAGCAGCCCCAUGGUCCAAGGAGCGCGUCAUCUACUCGCAACUGGGAGAAGCGACUAUCAGCGAAAAGACAGAGCCCAUGGUACGAGAGCUGCUCGAGGCAGAAAGGUUUCGAAAGCAGAAACUGUGGGACGACCUUGGCCACUUGAACAUCGCAGCAAGAGCCUGGGAAGGAUCCGCCCGCUGGGUGCACCAGAAGUGGACAAACUUCUUCUUGCGAUUUAAAUUCGCAGUCCUGCGCUUCGGUAUUGCAAAAGUCAAGGUGCAAGGCGAAGACUGGAAGAUUGAUUGUUCAGGAUACUUGAUGGAGGACGGUAAAGCUGUCGAUAGACUCAUUGCCGAAGAAUAACAAAAACGGCUACUACUGUACGAUUAUGGACCUUUUGUACAUAUAGGAAAUGUAUAACCAAGACGCAAUGUAAAAAAAAUCAAAUACGCUUAAAAUAGGUAUCAUCUUCUCCAUCUUCCAUCCUCCAUCCCUCUUUCUCCAGAGAAAAAAGAAUCAUUCACUUAUAUCAAGCCAAUACCCCGACUUGCCCUUUCCCUU